Ceraceosorus bombacis is the source of this 393-nucleotide messenger RNA. NCBI's taxonomy places the organism in Eukaryota, Fungi, Basidiomycota, Exobasidiomycetes, Ceraceosorales, Ceraceosoraceae. The record is from the annotation of a GenBank genome assembly.
AUGUUCACCAAGGGCAUCAAGCAGGGGUGCAGCUCCUUCUUUGCUGCUAUGGCCCAACACAUCUUUCAGGAUCAGAACAAGUAUAGGGAGGUCAGACAAGCAGCAGCUUCCUACCUCAAGGAUCAUCCUGAGCUCAUGACCAAUGCUGGGGAAGGUAGCAGCCAUGCUGCAAGAGUAGAGUAUCUGAGCCUCAUGCACAAGGGGUAUGCUCAUGCUGACAAGAUAAUGGUUGCAUCUGUGGCUGCCCAGUACAAGAAGCCCAUCCUCAUCAUCACUCUCCAUGAUCACAAGUGGAAGGCUGUUGCAUUCCCAGGAGACUCACCUGGCCCUUUUGCUGGUGUUGUCUACAGUCAAGACACCAAGCACUUUGAGAUAGCCUUCCCUGCAGCUUGA